CAUUCUAGAAAACAGAUGUAAAUCUGUGGUUUGUGGGGCUAAGUCCUCUAAACCUGGAAGCUACCAGAGGCCUUACGGACAGUGUUGGAUGGAAGGUGCAACUUAAAGCUAGAAGAAAGCUGGGGACUCCCGCAAAGGGGCGAGAAGCAUCGAGGAAUGCGCCAGCCGUCUGGAAGAGUUUGUCCUCGACGGACUUUCCCAGUCACCAGGCCUUUUCACAGCAAGCUCCUAGCUCGUGCGUGGGAGGCAGAAAGACACCAUGUGACCACACACCCCUUCCUGCUGCCCAGGGCCCGCGUUGCGUAGCCCCCCGCAAGGCUGGAAGUGCUUGCUGGGGUGGAUCAGAGCCUGCGGGGAUUUCACGUGCCCGGUGCGGGUGGGGCCAUCGGAGAGAGUCAGAAGGGCCAGAUUUUGAGGGCCACCUUGGCCAUGAUCCUUGAGCCCAGCAGCAGGGAAUUGGUAGCAGCCUGAGGAGUGGCCAGCUGGGAGCCUCAGGGACCGCCCGGCCUCGCUCCUGGCUCACCCACAAGAUGUGGACAGCCCUGGUGCUCGUUUGGAUUUCCUUGUCCUUAUCUGAAAGCCAAGUCCAGUCCCAGGAUUCACGGCACUUAGUCUCCAACCAGAGGGCUAACUCAGCCCAGAAUGCAUCGGUGACGACAGCUGCAAGAGGCCUCAAUGGGACGUCUGGGACCAUGACCGUGCCUCCUGUCACACUGACCACAGGGACCCUGGUGGCCGACCCCAGCACUCCUGCAGCCACAGCAGGGAGCACCUUCAGGACAGACACGGGUGUGGAAGGUGCCUCUGACCCAGCAGCCUCGGGGGGACCCUCACCAGCGGCCCCGGCGUCCACAUGGCGGACUUCAGCCCCUACCACUGCUCCUGGCACCCCCACGGCAGCGCCCACAGCGGCGGCCCCCGAUGUUCGGACCACAGCUGGGGCCACAGCGAGUGCCAGCAGCCCGACAGGCACACACGGCCCUUCCACUGCCCGGCCCACGCGCCCCCCGAGUCACUCCGCAAGUCCCCCAGCACUUAACGUGUCCACACAAGGCCCCACCGUCCAGACGUCGACGGCCCGGCCUACGACUGGCACAGCAAGCAGGCCCACAUCUCCCCUCGCCAGCACAGCCCCAGAGCCCACCCUCGGAUCCACAGCUCCCACGUCCACGACGUCAGUGACCACCGCCAAGAUGCAGGCCCCGGAGCCGGCUGCCAGCACUGUACCGACACCUGACCCCGGCCCGCCCCCCAGGGUGGAGUCCACGUCCCCCACGACGCAGCCAGGCCCCGCUCCGUCCCCCCAGGGAGCUGCGGGGCCAAGCGGCACGCCCCCAACUCCAGAGCAGGUGCGACCCGAAACCCCGCCUGGUGCCGCUUCCACCACCCCGACCCCCGGGAGUUCGGGGGGCCCCCCCAAGGUGCCAGCCUCAGCCCUGUGCCCGCUCGGCACGCAGGGCCCGUACCUGGUGGUCACCACUGAGCCCCUGGCCCGGGCUCUGGUGAACACAAGCUUCCUCCUGGCGGUGCUCUUGCUCGGGGUGACGCUCUUCAUCGUGGCGCUGGCCCUUCUGCUUCUGCAAGCCUACGAAGGCUACCGCAAGAAGGAGUACACGCAGGUGGACUACCUGAUCAACGGCAUGUACGCGGACUCCGAGAUGUGAGGGGCCCACCCCGCCUUCCAUUUCGCCUCUGAGGCCAAACCAAGUGCUUCCAGAUUCUUUGGGUGCAGGUAGGACGUACGCCGGACGCCCAAACGCACCGACUUGCAGUCGGCCGGACUCCGCGAGCACACCAGAGUUGCUUUGUUCAUAUUUAUUUUUGUAAACAAUCAUGUUAACGGAGCAGGCAGCGGCCCCGUGUGGGCAGGCCCGGCCCAGCCCCAGUGGCCAUCCUGCCCGGAAUUAAAGCAACAACCGCUUUGCAUUCAGA
This is a messenger RNA of Hyaena hyaena (striped hyena), 1932 nucleotides long. RefSeq names its product chromosome unknown C11orf24 homolog (gene CUNH11orf24). Bases 531 to 1664 code for a protein of 377 amino acids. Lineage: Eukaryota; Metazoa; Chordata; Mammalia; Carnivora; Hyaenidae. The transcript is spliced from 3 exons. Gene Ontology annotation, cellular component: Golgi apparatus. The record is from RefSeq and is a predicted model, not a curated record.